Rotaria sordida is the source of this 2784-nucleotide messenger RNA. The record is from the annotation of a GenBank genome assembly. Lineage: Eukaryota; Metazoa; Rotifera; Eurotatoria; Philodinida; Philodinidae.
AUGAUCGAUGUUCAAGAUGAGUUACGAUUAAAUAUAUUAUUAAAAUUAGCACCUAGGACUGAAUUUACUUCAUUCAUUGAUCAUCUUUAUCCAAUAGAUGAAUAUACCCGGAUUCUGUUUUAUACUUAUUUGAGUCGAAAGGAAGAAUUGUCAAAGAAAGCAGAAGAACAGAUUAAAUCAUCAAUGCUUCGAACUGAUGCAACUCAUAUUAUCACUGGUGUAAGCUGGGGAAUUUAUUUUGUUGCAGUCCUACAAUUACCACCUGACACUACAAUGGUUGAAACCAUCGAUAUUACACUCGAGAACAUCAAAACAUCCUUGUUUGAUGACGAUAAUUUUGAAGAACUAACUUUAAAUGAGCCAGAUGAACCUCAGAAGUUUAUCAAUAUGAAAGUCUAUUCGAAUAUUCCUACACUAGCUAGAACGACGUCAUUAACAGAUGCAUGUCAAAAGAUACGUCAUUUCAAAGUAAAUGAUAUCGAGCAUCGUCCAAUAAAUUAUGAUCUUCGUGUUAUAAAAGAAAUCUAUCCUCAACAGACUGACCCAACAAAUACAGUUGGUAUACGGUGCAAUGACCAAGUUGAACAACGUUUCCUUGAAUUAUUAAGUACAAUCAAAUAUCUAUACUCAUCUAUCAAUGACAAUAUAUCAAACGUAUUGCGUGAAUAUUUCAAAGUACAACUGUGUGACAUAAAUAUACGAUUAUUAGCUAUAAAAAAGAAGUACGAGGACGAACGCAAGCGAUUUGUCACAUUACUUCUUGAUUGGCGUCAUGCUUAUACUGGAAUAUCUCAAAUUGAAGAGGCACUUAAUGAUGAACAACAAAACAUAUUGAUAAAAAAUAUCGAUGAUUUGAAACAGGAUCAACAAGACUUAAAGGCAAAAGAACAGUUGAUUAAUAAUUUACAGAAACAAGAAAUUCAAUAUUGGAAUGCAGCUGGACGUGAUUUAAAUCAAUUUGAUUACGAACAAAGAGUAGAACAGAUGUUAAUCAGAGAUGAUGGACUCGAUCGAGUUCUCUGUUCUAAUGAUACCUUGAACAAAAGCAAAUCGCCAAUAUUUAAUAAACUACGUGAUGAACUUCUUGAACAACGCAAGAGCAAUCCUAAUCUGCGUCUUACUUACGCUGAUUUUUCAUAUUGCUCCUUCCCAGUAUCCAAUAUAAUCAUAUUACCACAAAACCAAAUGAAAAACAAGGAAGACACUAGAAAACAGAGUACAUCUAUACAGGCUAUUCAUCCACAAAUCUGUGAUACACCAGCCUCGUCAUCUCAGGACGAUAUCGUCAAUAUUCUUCUUCUCGGUGAAAGUGGAGUGGGUAAAUCAACAUUUAUCAAUGCUUUUGUCAACUAUCUUACAUACAAUACAUUAAAUCAAGCUGAAUUGAAUAAACCUGUUGUACUCAUACCUGUCUCAUUUAUGAUCACGGUCGGCGAUAACUUCGAAGAGCAUAUGAUUCAAUUUGGUGAUGCUGAUAGUACCGAAAAUGAAGACUUUGAUCAUCCUGGUCAAUCUGUGACACAACGUUGUAAAUCUUAUAUCUUUCAUUUGAAACAUCAUAAUGGAAAAAGAUUGCGUAUUAUUGAUACGCCUGGCUUCGGAGAUACACGAGGUUUAGAUCGAGAUGAUUUCAAUAUGCAACAUAUUUUGACAUAUGUCAAUAAUCUGACACAUCUGAAUGCUGUAUGUUUUCUUCUCAAACCAAAUGUGACGCGACUGAAUAGCUAUUUUCGAACAUGUGUUACUCAGUUGUUAGCUCUUCUAGGUACCCAUGUUGAUAAAAAUAUUAUCUUUUGCUUUACUAAUGGAAGAAGUACUUUUUACACUCCAGGAAAUACUGGUCCUCUACUUCGAGUCAUGCUCGAUUCACUCUCCAUGAAUCACGUUAUAUUAAAAAAACAUAAUACAUUCUGUUUCGAUAGCGAAUCAUUUCGAUACUUAGUCUCUAGACAACAGUCAAUAGCAUUCAAUGAUCUCGACAAACAAGAAUAUGAAAUAAGUUGGUCAAAUUCAGCAACUGAGUCAACUCGUCUUAUCAAUUAUAUUAUCAAUAGUCUCCCGGUAUAUCAUAUACAUAAUCAAUUGAAGUCUAUUAAACAUGCUCAACUUGAAAUUAUUCAUAUGAUUCGUCCACUUUUAGAAGCAAUGAAAAAUAUUCUUCGAAAUAUUAUCUUAUUCGAUAAUGAGCCUUCGAAAAUAUCGAUUAAACUAUGUCCAAAAGUUAUUUAUCAUCCUACCACUAUUUGUCUCUCAUGUGACCGUCAUGCUAUACAAGUGGCUAAGUUCUGGAUUUUAUGUGAUUAUCAUAAUGAAGUUAAAAAUAAAAGACCCACUUGUUUGUGUGCUCCUGAUCGACACCAAUCAAUCGAUUAUACAUUGGAGUAUGAAACCAUCAACAGUCCUGCAAAUCAUGAUAAAAAUAGAUUGAUGGAUCAGCUUGCAUUAUUACUUCAUACCUGUAUUGAGUUUACUCAUUUUCUUAUGAGCACAGCUCACUCUCUGAGAGAUGAUCCCUGUUUAGUUGCUUUAACACGAAUGAUUGACGAAGAGAAGGAGAUUUGUUCAGAAAAUAAACCACAACAGUUGAACUCAUAUUUGGUGCAAGAAUUGGAAAAUCUGAAGAAAAAAUAUGAGAGUCGAAUACAUGAAAUAAAACCAAAUCAAAAUAUAAUCGAAUUACCAGUUAUAUAUGAACGAAUUAAAAUUGCCAGUAAUUAUCCAGAAGUAGAUGAACAGAUGGCUGCUGUGAAAAAAGGACAAGAGAACUUGAUGGCACUAAAUUAA